This is a messenger RNA of Meloidogyne enterolobii, 402 nucleotides long. Lineage: Eukaryota; Metazoa; Nematoda; Chromadorea; Rhabditida; Meloidogynidae. The record is from the annotation of a GenBank genome assembly.
AUGGGGAAAUUGUCCGAAAAUACACAAGCUGAAGAAGUACCAGAAAACGGUGCAAAUCUUGAGAUCAUGAAAGAACCUGUGACAGAAAAAGAGGAAUAUUUAUCUCUUUGUCAACUUGUCAAUCCAAUUUCACAACCUCUCGCGUCUAGAAAAUUGGCUAAAAAACUUUAUAAGUUGGUGAAGAAAUCAGCUAAAGAAAAGGGAUCUUUACGGCAUGGUCUUUCUGAUGUUAUGAAGGCUAUUAGAAAGAAUGAGAAGGGUAUACUUAUACUUGCAGGAAAUGUUUCGCCAAUUGAUGUAUACAGUCACGUUCCAGCACUCUGUGAGGAAAAGGAAAUUCCGUAUGUUUUUACACCUUCCAGAGAGCAUUUGGGACUCUGUGCAGGCAAUUUUAAUUUUUAA